AUGAAAGAGAAGGAAGAAAAAGGUAAUGCGAAGAUACCUAAAAGACCUAAUAAUAGCUUGGAAAAGAAGAAAAACGACAGGAGCAGUAAAAAGCCAAAAUUUGCAUUAUCUUUUGACGACAACGAAGAGCUAGAAGAAGAAUUAAAUAAUUUAAACCCAAGUUCAGAGGUUAACUUACGGAAAACCAAUUUCAAGAAGAUACGAUCUAAGAAUUUACCUCUGUAUAAUGAUAUUAAACAUGACUUUUCGAUUGAUGAUUCCUUAGAUUCGAAUCAAGAACAUGAAACCAAGGCAAAAGAAGGACCGAAAUUCAAAUUUAAAAAGAUUAAAAAAGAGGAUGCAUUGAGAAUAAAGGAAGAUGAAACUCAUUUACCAAUAAUGCCUAUGCCCAAGAGUGAGGAAUCAAAUCAAAAAACUGAUAUUUCAGCCAAUACCAAACAUAAGAAUGCAACGCUUUCGCUUUCAGAGUUAGCAGAAUUGGAAAAGCAACAGCAAACUGAGUUACAAAAAGAAACUCGGUCUUUUGAUGAAUUUUCUGACAAUGACAAUGAUUUAGAAAAUGACAGAGAAUGGUAUACUAUAGAUGAGCUCGAUCAUAAUGAUCUUCAUGAUGAUUUUGAGGACGAAGUUUUUACUGAAACAACAAAACAAAUCUCGAGUCUCAAAAGACCUAAAGAGUUUAAUAUACCUGAAGGCACAGGUGGAGGGUUUGACGAUAUAACUGGUGAGUAUUAUGACUAUGACCAUAACCAAGAUCAGUCGCAGGACCUUUCACGUAUACCAAUUACAUCUCACUAUUUCAUUCCGCCAUUUUUGGAAGAUUCAAAAGAAUACUUGUCAUUACAAAUUGGACAUGACAGGAACGACUCUAAGAUCAGAGGGAUUGGGCCAACAAUUUCUCCAAUCAAAGACCCAGAUUCUGAAUUAGCUUCAAUGGCUAAACAAGGAAGUAUGGUUGUUAAAGAGAGAAAAUCUAAGAAUGAAAGGAGUAAACAAGCUAAAGAAAGGUCCACUCUUAGUGGUACGGCAUUAGGUAACGUGUUGGGCGUUGAAACACACGAUAAAGCAAAUGGUAGUAAUGAAAAAUUGCAUGAAAACAAAUUUUCAAAUGAGAACGAAAUAGAGACUCAAGAUGAGAAAGCAAUAAUCCAACAACAGAGACGUUCUUUACCUGCAUUUGCUGUCAAGAAGAAUUUAUUAAGAACCAUCGCAGAAAACCAAGUAACUGUGGUAAUAGGAGAGACAGGUUCUGGUAAAACUACACAAUUAACCCAAUACUUGUACGAAGAAGGGUUUGGCUCAAAUUUAGAACAACUGGGCAAAAAUCGAAUGAUAGGUUGUACCCAACCUCGUCGUGUGGCUGCUAUGUCUGUUGCGAAAAGAGUUAGUGAAGAAAUGAAUUGCAAGUUGGGGGAUGAGGUAGGAUUUGCGAUUAGAUUUGAAGAUAAAACCAACCCCCGCAAGACAGUUAUAAAAUAUAUGACAGAAGGUGUUUUAUUAAGAGAAAUAUUAGUAGACCCAAAUUUGGACAAGUACUCGUGUAUUAUUAUGGAUGAAGCCCACGAAAGAUCGUUGAAUACCGACGUACUAUUGGGAUUAUUUAAAAUGCUCUUGACAAGAAGAAAAGACUUGAAAUUGAUUGUUACUAGUGCAACUUUGAAUGCUGACAGGUUCACGAGAUAUUUUGGAAAUGCACCUCAAUUUACCAUCCCUGGGAGGACAUUCCCAGUUGACGUAUUAUUUAGUAAAAGUGGAUGUACCGAUUAUGUUGAAACAGCAGUUAAGCAAGUUUUAACUAUUCAUUUGCAAAAUAGUGCAAAAUCUAAUAAUAAUGAUGGAGAUAUUUUGGUUUUUAUGACUGGUCAAGAGGAUAUAGAGGUUACCUGUGAAUUACUACAGGAAAAACUUGAUUUAUUAGAUAAUCCUCCGCCUUUAGAUAUUUUUCCCAUAUUCUCUACAAUGCCUGCUGAUUUGCAAAAGAAAAUAUUCAACAAAACGAACUUGGAAAGAAGAAAGGUUGUUGUGGCUACUAAUAUUGCGGAAACGUCAUUAACUGUCGAUGGUGUGAAAUACGUCAUUGAUACAGGAUUGGUUAAGUCAAAAGUGUAUAAUCCGAAAUUGGGAAUGGACAUGUUGCAAGUGAUCCCGAUAUCAAUAGCAAAUGCUCAACAACGUAGUGGUAGAGCUGGUAGAACUGGCCCAGGUGUUGCGUACCGAUUAUAUACUGAAAGAUCUGCUGAAGAACAAAUGUAUUUACAGCCAAUUCCCGAGAUACAAAGAACCAAUUUGAGUAAUGUGAUGUUGCAAUUGAAAUCUUUAAAGAUUGAGGAUGUUCCAAACUUUCCAUUUUUAGACCCACCUCCAAAAGAUUUGCUUAGUUGUUCGCUAUAUGAUUUAUGGGGCAUUGGUGCUAUUGAUAAUUGCGGUGAAUUAACACAAUUAGGCCAGUCAAUGUCAAGGUUUCCCAUGGAACCCGCUUUGUCGAAAUUAAUAUUAUUAUCAUGCAAUUCAGAAUUUCACUGUUCAGAAGAAAUUAUAAUUAUCGUAGCUAUGUUAUCGGUACCAUCAGUUUUCUAUAGACCGAAAGAAAGAGCGAACGAAGCAGAUGCUAUUCGUGAGAAGUUUUCAAUAUCAGAAUCAGAUCAUUUAACGUUGCUUAAUGUUUACAACCAAUGGAAAUCACACUCAGAGAAGCCGCAGAUGAACAUGAAACGAUUGACGAACUGGUGUUCUAGGAAUUUUUUCCAUAGUAAAUCAUUAUUAAGAGCUAGAGACAUUAAGAACCAAUUAUUGCUUAUCAUGGAAAAAAAUAGAUUAAAGCUCUUAAAAUCACGAUCAGAUGAAGAUAUUAGAAAAUGUCUUUGUGCUGCAUUCUAUCAGCAACUGGCUAAGAUAAUGAAGAUUAAUAUUGGUAAUACUGGGAAUUCAGAAUAUAUUCAUUUGCGACAUAAUUAUAUGAAAAUGUUUUUGCAUCCGACAUCAGCGUUAAAUGGGGGUACUAGUAUGGCACCAACAUACGUGGUUUAUCACGAAUUGAUUUUGACGAAUAGGGAAUAUAUGAGUUGUGUCACUAGUGUUGAUCCUUUAUGGCUAUUAGAAUUUGGAUACAUAUUUUUUGAGGUAUCAGCUAAAGUUCAGGCAAGAUUAUGCGGCCAUAUUGAUUUUAAUUUAAUGGAUCCAACUCAAUUAGAAAGAUCUUUAGAAGAAGAUAGAAUUAAGUACCAAGCUAAAUUACAAGAGAAGAAACUCAAAAGGCAGAGGAAUAAUAAUUCCAAUCUGAUCACUAAAAGCAAAUUCAACAAAAGACGAGCGUUUUAA
Molecule: messenger RNA, 3318 nt
Organism: Debaryomyces hansenii CBS767
Lineage: Eukaryota; Fungi; Ascomycota; Pichiomycetes; Serinales; Debaryomycetaceae
Product: DEAH-box RNA helicase
Exons: 1
Coding region: 1-3318 (1105 amino acids)
Biological process (GO): mRNA splicing, via spliceosome
Cellular component (GO): intracellular anatomical structure; spliceosomal complex
Molecular function (GO): ATP binding; RNA binding
Source: RefSeq, a predicted model, not a curated record